This is a messenger RNA of Brachypodium distachyon (stiff brome), 751 nucleotides long. Its product is annotated as 60S ribosomal protein L30. NCBI's taxonomy places the organism in Eukaryota, Viridiplantae, Streptophyta, Magnoliopsida, Poales, Poaceae. The transcript has 5 exons. Gene Ontology annotation, cellular component: cytosolic large ribosomal subunit. The record is from RefSeq and is a predicted model, not a curated record. Bases 133 to 474 code for a protein of 113 amino acids. Gene Ontology annotation, molecular function: structural constituent of ribosome; RNA binding.
UCGCACUUAACCCUACCGCGCCGCCGCCGCCUCCUUCUCCUCUUCCCUUGCUCCGUUGCUCGCUCGCCGCCUCCUUCUCCUCUUCCCUUGCUCCGUUGCUCGCUCGCCGCCGCCGCCGCUGCCCGAAACGCGAUGGCUCCCACCAAGAAGACGAAGAAGAGCACGGAGAACAUCAACAACAAGCUGCAGCUGGUGAUGAAGAGCGGCAAGUACACCCUCGGCUACAAGACCGUCCUCAAGACGCUGCGUAGCUCCAAGGGGAAGUUGAUCAUCCUUGCAAACAACUGCCCUCCACUUAGGAAGUCUGAGAUUGAGUACUACGCUAUGUUGGCAAAGAUCAGCGUGCAUCACUUCCAUGGAAACAAUGUUGAUCUUGGAACUGCCUGCGGCAAGUACUACAGGGUGUGCUGUCUCAGCAUCAUUGAUCCUGGUGACUCGGACAUCAUCAGCACCGCCCCUGGCACCACCCAGUGAAUUGGAAGAAGCUCACCUAUUUAGUCCAGAUGAUGUUAGGGUGGAGUCAUUGGUUACAAGGCCAAUUGUCACUUGCUAUCAUUGAGUUGGAGCUGACAAAUACAGUUUCAAAUUUCAUAUGGCUGUUUUGCAAGACAUUCCUAUAGUUUUGUUUUAUGAGAUGUUUAUUUUCAUGGAGCAGGCUACUUUUUUGUUCUAUUGGCUACCCUGGCGAUUAGUAUGUUGUUGUGUUUGGCUUUUCAUCUUGUGUUGAGAAAGUGAUGUUGUGGCGUAUUCA